UUUUCCCCUUUGAUUUUCCCAAAAUUUAAUGAUUUUAUUGAGAAUUUGAAUGUUUUCUAUUAAAAAAAAAUAUAUUUUGUGUUUUGUGUGCUAUAUGUGGUUGUACUAGCAGGAAAGGCAUUGACUCGGAUAACAGAAAUAAAACAUUCACGGGUAGUAUCGGUAGCGGUGUCUUGGUAACGGUAGUAUAAACAAUGUACAGGCCCGUAACGCAGCUACUACAAAAUUAUCGAUAGAAAAUUAAAAUUCCGUUAUGUUUGCUUUUAGGCUUUUAUUAUUAGAUUAUUUUUGUACAUAAACCGGUUCUGUUGAAGUAGUACACUUUGCCUCGCCCCCACUGUAGUUGCGUCUCCCUUCUCUUAUUCCUCCAUGCUAUUUUUACAGAUUUAAAGGUUAUAAUAGCCAACAAAAAUUGUUUAGGAUUAUUAUAGUUUUCUGGGCUAAAAAUAAUUGAUAUUUUAGCUAAAAGUGUUAAUAAUAAUCAGCUAACCUUUUUUAUGAGUUUCCUUAAUUAGUAGAUAUCCUGACACACAGAAAUUAAUUAAUAUUCUGGUGUAUAUUGUAAAUAUCUAGAUAAUAUAUUGAAUAAUAUGUUCCAGUAAAUAGUUUGAUCUUAUAUAAAUAAUUCCUAAGGUAUUCUCUUAAUGAAAGUGCUUUAAGAUACUUAGAAUUACCAUUCUUAACUUCUUGCAAAGUUAUUGUGGUUUGAACCUGAUAAAAAUAAAAGAUAUUAUGGAAAAUAAAAUUCUAGACGAAGAUAACUCAGAUUUUUUUAUUAAUUUUCCACCAGAAGUACAAAAAGCUAUAGAUGAGGUACUGCCCAAUAAAGAUUCUUUAGAUGAACCAGAUUUCAAUAGUAUUGACUACAUAAAUUCCCUGUUUCCCACUGAACAGUCCCUUUCAAACAUUGAUGAAAUGGUUAUAAAAAUGGAGAAUCAGAUUCAUACAAUAGAUAAUGAUAUUUCAACAGUGAUCCAAAGCCAGAUUGAGGCUAGCGUAGAUGGAAGGGAAGCGCUAGGUGAGUCUCAAAAGAUUAUUAAACAAUUAUUCUUACACAUAAAGGACAUCAAGGAACGGGCAGAAAAGUCUGAGGAGAUGGUUAGAGAAAUCACCAGAGACAUUAAGCAAUUAGAUUGUGCUAAAAGAAAUUUAACUCUGGCAAUAACAACACUGAAUCAUCUUCAUAUGUUAGUGGGUGGUGUUGAUACAUUAAAGUCUUUAACUGAAAAGCAUUUGUAUGGAGAAAUAGCUCUUCCUCUCCAAGCAAUUAGCGAAGUUAUGACUCAUUUUGAACAUUAUUCGGACAUACCUCAAAUAAAAAAAUUAAGCGAUCAAGUGAAAAGUAUUCACACAGAGUUAGCUGAUCAAAUUACACAUGAUUUUAAGGACGCUUUUCAAGGUGCAAAUAGUAAAAAUACAAUACCAAGCAAACAGUUACAACAGGCUUGUUUAGUGGUAUCUAUAUUAAACCCCAAAGUAAAGAAGGACCUUCUAAAAUGGUUUAUAACUUUGGAACUGCAGGAAUACAGUCACUUGUUUCAAGAGACUGAAGAUACAGCUUGGCUAGAUAAAAUAGAUAAAAGAUACGCAUGGGUUAAAAGGCAUUUGCUGGAGUUUGAAGAAAAGCUAGGUCGUAUGUUCCCUGAAAACUGGGAAGUCUCUGAGAGAAUUGCUGUUCAGUUUUGUCACCACACAAGAGAAGAGUUAUCAAAAAUAAUGGCUAAGAGAAAAAACGAAAUUGAUGUGAAGCUACUAUUGUAUGCCAUUCAAAAGACUAGUGCUUUUGAGAAUUUGUUGUUCAAGAGAUUUACAGGGGCUACAGUCAAUGAGGGGCUUAAUACAAAUCAUCUGGAUGAGCAUAAGAAGAAAACAGAAAAACAUAAUAAUGGGGCAGUAAAUAACGAAUUGUUGGAUUUUGCUGAUUCUCCCUUUAACGGAUUAAUAGGUCGUUGUUUUAUUCCCUAUCUGGACAUUUAUAUUGAAAGCUUGGAUAGGAAUCUGUCCGACCUUAUAGACAGGUUUGUACAGGACGAAAAACAACACAAACCGAUUGAAAAUGCCGAAACUCAAGCAGCAAUCUUACCCUCCUGUCCAGAUCUGUUUGUUUUCUAUAAAAAGAGCAUGAUUCAAUGCACUCAGUUAGAUAGAGGUCAAUCGAUGCUUAGUUUAACAAGAACCUUCCAAAAAUACCUACAAGAAUACUCGGAAAAACUGCUUUAUAACAACUUGCCAAAAAUUGAAUGCCAGUCGUUGGGUAGUUCAGUUCAGAAUUUUACAAAAGAUCUUCAAAAGAUUUCUACCUCGGGAUUAAUACAGAAUUUUUCUUCUUUGUUAAAGGAAGGGGAAAUGAUGAGAUUUGCCAAAGACGAACAGACUAAAAUUUGCUGUAUUUUAACCACUGCCGAGUAUUGUCUGGAGACCACUCAACAGUUACAAGAUAAAUUAAAAGAGAAAAUUGAUGCCACGUUGGCAGACCAAAUAGAUCUGUCAAAAGAACAAGAUCUGUUUCAUAAGGUUAUUUCUAAUUGUAUUCAGUUGUUAGUACAAGAUCUGGAAAAUGCUUGCGAACCAUCUUUAACAGCCAUGUCUAAGAUUCCAUGGCAAAAUAUUGACGCUGUUGGAGACCAGAGUCCCUACAUUACAUCUAUAACAAUGCAUCUAAAAACAACGAUUCCAAUAAUUCGUGAUAGUUUAGCUCAUUCCAGGAAAUAUUUUACACAGUUUUGCAUCAAAUUUGCCAAUAGUUUUAUCCCAAAGUUUAUACAGAACAUUUAUAAGUGUAAACCAAUAAACACAGAAGGUGCAGAACAGUUAUUACUAGACACUCAUAUGCUUAAAACGGUUUUGUUAAAUUUGCCUUCAAUAUCGUCUCAAAUAAAUAGGACAGCGCCGGCAGCCUACUCAAAAGUUGUCACAAAAGGUAUGACAAAAGCAGAAAUGAUCCUUAAAAUCGUUAUGACCCCGAUAGAACCACAGAAGAAUUUUGUGGAGCAAUGUAAAAAGCUUUUUCCUGAAUGUCAGUUGACAGAAUUCCACAAAAUGUUGGAUAUGAAGAAUAUAAAACGUCAGGAACAAGCUAUAUUAAUAGAUUUAUUUAAAUCGUAUAAAUAAAAUGAAAAUUUCAUAUAUAACUAAUUAGGAUACUUUAAAUCAUUCUAAUCUUUUUUUUGUGAUUAAUUUUUGUUAUAUAUAUUUUAAAGUAAAAUAUUUUUAUUGUAUUAUUAAAUGUUUAUAACUAUUUAAGUUACUAUUUAUUUUAUUUUGUAAAUAUAAUCUGAAUAAAAACAGUACUAUUAUAUUG
Messenger RNA from Sitophilus oryzae (rice weevil), 3301 nucleotides. It is a transcript of the gene Vps53, whose product is annotated as vacuolar protein sorting-associated protein 53 homolog. Gene Ontology annotation, biological process: retrograde transport, endosome to Golgi. The transcript has 14 exons. The coding region runs from base 733 to 3111 and encodes 792 amino acids. The record is from RefSeq and is a predicted model, not a curated record. Gene Ontology annotation, cellular component: GARP complex. Lineage: Eukaryota; Metazoa; Arthropoda; Insecta; Coleoptera; Curculionidae.